UGCAGAGAACGAAGAAGAACAUCAGCAGACGACAGCUCGUUCACGGUGAAACCACAGCGCCCUGCACGCUCUUCUUGAUCAUAAACACUCUCAAAAACCUACUCGAUCAGAUCAGAAGGCGAGACUAAACGUUAAUGUUCUGGGAUUUUCAGUUUGUCAACAUGAUCUUUUUGUGAGGAAAUAUACUCGGAAACAUUCAUUUAAGCGGGACGGAAAGAGUCGUCAUCGCCCAAAUUUCUGAACUCUUCGAAGGGCGAAAGUAUUGGAACACUUGGAACAGGCAUUAAUGAAGCGGGCGAGCGAAAGAGCUCGACGGCCCCUGGUGCUCAUCGGAGAACUCUGACGGAGGGAGCCCGGCAUACCUUGAUCGCUGCGGCCGCUGUAUUUUCCUCUCAUCACAUAUUUUUUGUGUUUCAACUUAAAUAUCAAGCGAUUUUAAGGAUACUUUUCGUUCCGCAUUAAAAACAGCAAGAAACAGAGAUGGCAGCAAUAGAUUCUUACUUCUUGGAACAUAAACUGAGGCAAAAUUCACGUGCCAUUGCUGUCGCCCUUCUCGCCAUAUUAUUAAUGCUUUCAGAUGCCAGUCUCUCAUUAGCCACAAGGUUUCAACUCAACCCGGAAGCCACCCAAACGCAGAACCCAGAAUGCAAUGUGGAUUGCUCGAAUCAGAGACCGAAGCCGUUCUGUGGUACCGAUGGGAGAACUUAUUUAUCAAAAUGUGAAGUGAAAAAAGCGAGGUGUCAGGGCUGGAAUGUGAGAAAAGAACAUAACGGCCCAUGUGCAGUAGAAUUAACAAAAUGUCAGUUAGAGCGGGCCCAGAAUCUCCAGCAACCGGACAGUUCAUCCGUGUUUGUACCACAAUGUAACGACGAUGGUAGUUAUGCUAUGAUACAAUGCCAUAAGUCCUUUGGUUAUUGUUGGUGUGUUACUGAAGAAGGAAAACCGAUUGCCGGUUCCUCGGUUAGGGAUGGAAACCCGACGUGUAACAGACAAGCCGAUGAACCGAUUGUUGAUAAUCCACCAACCUUCAAAGGAACUUCAUCAUCGUCAGGAGGUUCGAGGUGCAGAGAAGACAAACGCGAAGAAUUCAACAAAAAUCUGAAAAGGAUAUUCAAGGAAGAAUACGCCAGGCUUCCUCGAGCGGACAUCUCGCCGAUCCCCUUCUCGUCGUCGAGAGCGACCCUGGAAUGGGAGAAACAGGUUAUCGAGUGGAAGUUCGGUUCCCUCGACGCCAACGAGGACGCCAACCUCGACAGCAAGGAGCUCAAGCCAUUGCUCCGACUCAUGAAGAAGAUCAUCAAGCCGAAGGUCUGUGCCAAAGACUUUGUUAAGAUUUGCGAUCUUGAUGCUGAUGAUCGGUUGACCGAGAUGGAGUGGUCGCUGUGUUUAGGGGUCGACAAUAUCCUAUUCCCAGUUCGCGAUGGACUUUGGUCUGACUCAUCAGAUAAUGAAAACGAGCAACCAGAAGAACCGACGGUUGACAGUGGGGGUCCGCAAGACGGUAGGUCAAGUACGAACCAACAUCUUUUCUUAUCUUUCUUGAUUUCAUCAGCGAGUCCUCCGUUGUUAGUGACCAGACAGAUCCCGCAUGGUGACAAUACCGAUUCAGAUACUCAAAAUGUACCGGUCUUAUCGUGCGAAACGGAGAGACAACGUGCCCUUGAGGAACAGGAGAGAACAUCGGCAUCCGUGGUGUUCGUACCUCAGUGUACCGUCACUGGUGACUACAUGGCUGUCCAGUGCCAUGAACAGAUGCAGUACUGCUGGUGUGUCUAUGUGGAUACCGGGAAACCUAUCCCAGGGACAUCUGUCAGAGAUUCCACCAAGGAAGACUGCAGUCCUUUGGCUACUUCAAGAGGUCCAAUCACACCAAGGGUCUUUGUCGAUUGUCCAGAUGAUAAAAAGAAGAGAUUUCUUAUUAAACUUAUAGAUAACAUAUACGCAGAAAUGACGGUUACAGACGCACUUUUACUAGAAACAACUACGCAAGCAAUAGAAGAUCUCAAUCCAAACCAUAGAGACGAAUCGAUAGUUUGGAAGUUCGGGCAACUGGAUAGAAAUGGUAAUAAUUACCUGGAAGAGAAAGAAACCGCACCGUUUGUACCUGAAAUCGACCAGGUAAAGUCGAGUAAGAAAUGUCGGAAUAAUUUCUUAGACUAUUGUGAUGGAAAUCAAGAUUCCAGACUAUCUCUUAAGGAAUGGCUCCACUGUUUUGACAUCACACCAGCCGUUGUAACGGAAGCUCCACCCAGAAGAGGGCGAAAUCCAUUUAUUGACAGACUAACUUGAUGGGCGAAUGCUAGCCGACUCCAGUCCCUACAGUGUACGUCAUCAUUCACCGAAUGAAAUGCUCGGCAUGUCAAACAGCUCUGCCCAAUGUUUCUUAUUAAAGACAAUAUUAUACUGAAUUAAAAGUAAAACAAACUCCAUGCUAUGAUGUCAUAUCGGAGAAUAGACAAGAGAAUUCCACUUAUGAAUUCAAUAUUAUGGCAUGUGCAGCUUGGUGCAUGGAUGUGGAAACUUCAAGAUUGAGAUGCAGGAUUUGCAUUAAAGACCGACCUGCUCUUGUGCAAGUGAUCCAUUUUGGAGUACGAUCUUCUGAUUCUCCUUUGGAAAUGCAACUAUUCAGCUGUUUAUGUGUGUAUCUUUUUUUUGUCAUAAAUCAGAUGAAAUGGAAGGAGGUGAUCAGUUGUUGAUCGGAGAAUGAACUCCCAGUUUUAGAAGACAACUGAUUCAUCAUCAUUAGCCUUGACAAGGAAAGUCGAUGAACUGAAAUUUCCUUCCGUCAGUCAAUCGCUUCAUAGCAAUAUUAUCGCGAUGGAAACGUAUGAUCGCGAAAAAAAAUGCGCAGGAAAAAGUCGCGAUGAAAACUAUUUGGCAGCGAUGAUUCCUCGACUCUAUGGAAUGGAAAGAAACUUCAGAGGAUAACCAUUCAUCUUAUAGAAAAGUGGAUCAUUGUCAGAUGUUUACGAGAGUUAAUUGGUUUCGAACAAAGCAUGUACCGCAUCGUCUGCCACGGGGAUGGUCUACAAAAACUAAUUUGGUGAUACCGCUGCUUAUGUUACCGCCUACUUCGGUAGAUUCUGAGGUUUAUUUUAAUGACAUCAACAUACUCAUGAAACUUUUCUCCACUGCUCCUAUGUGACUCAUCAUCUUGAAGAGGCUGGCUUGGGCAUCAAUCAUCUCGGAAAUGGGGUUGUCUCAAUGCCACUGACAUUUUAACAUCAAUAAUAGGCGGGAGGGGGAGGGGAGUUCUGUCACAAAAUGGUUUCUUAAUCUAGGGAUUAUAUUGGAUCAUUGUAGAUUUUAAAACACUGCGCUUAAUUUGUUUUCAAUGUUGACAAAUUAAUUAUUAUUUAAAGUCUAUAAUUUUUAUAUUAUGUAAUGCGCCAUUUUUUUUUACUUCCAACCGCCCUGCUUUUAUUUCGAUAUGAAAUAUCAAACCUUCUUUCUAUCCUCCGAAACCCAUUCACUUUCGUUCCAUUAUUCCUUCUUCACCCCCCUCUCUCUCUAUCUUCCUUUUUACAUAAUAUGAUACUGUGAAUCACUUGGCUCCGAGUCACCUCUGUUACUUUUCUUUUAUCUUUCAUUUGUAGCGUAAUGUGCCCCCCCCCCCAAAAAAAAAAACAAAUUGAGGCUACAGAAUGGUGGGUGGAACAAAAUUAAUGAAUAGAUGCAAAGUCGGCAAAUCGAGCGAGCAAAAUUUUUGAUUUUUUUUUAAAUACAAACGUCAAUUUUAAAAAUAGAUUUGGACAUGAUAUUCAGAAUAUCAUAUAGGCGUAAUAUUCUACUAUUUCCCUUCCCUCUCCUAUCUUUCUUUUUUUUCUUGGUCGUGAAAGCUUCCCCCAAGCCCCCCCCCCCUCCUUUCCCAGCUGUACGCUAGUGAUUCUACCAUGAUAUAUGGAGAUGUCUUGUAGUCUUGACGUGAGAGUCCUGUGUGCUGCCCCUCAACCCUCGGUGACCAAAAGAAAAUUCUAUCAUUCCAGCGAACCACACUGGCGAGGGUCAAAAUUUAUGUAGCAUGAAUUUCCUGUGCUCUUAGGGGGGAAACCCGCUCUCAUUUUAAGAGGUUUUAUUCCCUGCCCGACAAAUGAAAUCUAUUUUUAGAAUUGGAUUAUUUUAAGAUGUAUCUUAAUGAAAUCAUUCACUGACUUGCAUUCUUUUUAUUUGUUCCGUUCUCUUCGCCCCCACCCCCUCCACUCAUCAAUCUGUUCCUCUCAUUUUUGUACGCCCUCUCUUCAUUUUUAUGAUCAAAGAGUUGUUAGCGAAGCGUUCGAAUUGGCUUGAACAAUAACACUUAUGAACUUCAUUUUAUAAUUUAUGCGGGGAAAAGGUUCAAAGAAAAUAUUUAUAUUUGUUAAAGGUCAUGUAUGUCCUUUAUCAAACAAGCAUUGAAUCAAUGUGUUAUAUUACUCUUGUGGUAAAUUCGUCUAACUUCAAUUGAGAACCGUCUUUUAAAUGUUUUUCAACUGCCAUCUAAGAAUGAAGAUGAUAUCGUUUUAAACAAUUAUGUUUAAAGUGAAGCAAAUUUUUAAAGCAAAUGAAAAAAAAUGAGGUCAUGACCCCAUCCAGAAUCAUGCCUUGCUUUUUUGAAUGAAAAGGAAAUGUUUCAUUUAUAUUAUGAUGUACAAAUUGUAACCCAAAGAAUGUACGUUUGUAACUUAAUGUCAUUAGCAGUAUCACUUGGAGGGCGAUGGCCUUCGCAGACAUUAAAUGAGCGCGGUAGAUUCGCUUUAAUCUUUUCACCCUAAUUGAUUUUGACGAAGACUUACGCAUCAUGUUUUAAACUAGUGCACAGGAUUUCUGUUUUCCUAACUUUAUUUGGGGACAUAUAUGUUCUUCGUUGUACACACAAGAUAAUGUUUGGGUGUACUUUUUUCGGAUAUGAGAACCCCUUAUAUUUUUUUAAUUUAAUGACGGAUGGAAUAUUUAGUGGGAUUUGUUUUUUUGUAGAAUUUACGCUAUUUCGAUCAAAAUGAUUGAGCGAGAUAGUCCCACUUAUUCCCCGCGAAUUUGUAAGUGUUAUGAACACUAAACUUACAAUAUGGUUGUACGUCAUUGUUCAGCGUUUAUAUUUGUUCAUAAAAUUUAUUUAAAGAGUGGUUUGGGGAGAAUGAACAAGAAUUGACGCGCAACAAUAUUAAUGUUUUUAUAUGGUGAAAUCUUACAACAGCAAUAUAUUAUUCGUGUAAAUAGUGCCCAUUAAACUUCGACUGUAUUAUUCAUGUUAUUGUGGAUAUAUUGUGCUUGGAAAUUUGUAUUCAUGUUCAGAAAAUGUUUCAAAAAAAUCUUGUGAAUUAAAUGCAGCGAUGUGUUUGGUAGCCAGCUGUAUGGAAUAGGUGCAUUACAAAAUAGUUUGCAUUCCCAUGGAGACCACUAUUUCCACAAUCUCUGCCGUUUGAAUAACUAAUGUAUCUGAUCUUUAAUAACGAUUGACCGUUUGCAAUUUCGAUUAGUAUUGUAAGAAGUAUCGAAAAAGUAUUUUGACAAGGUCAUUAAGUUGGAAGUGUACAUAUUGCUUGUCAUUUCUCCUCGUUACGUAGACAAACAACAUUUUCUUUAUAAUUUCUAGACCAAAAAGCAUCGUAGAACAAAUGUGUUGUCAGAGGGUCAAAUAUAUCACAAUGAUAACCUUUAAAAAAAAUAAUACAGGUAUUUUAGAAUUAAGGAAAGGGAGAGAUUAGAAUAAUUACGAGAAUUGCUUGAAAACAACAACUGGAGUAGUGAAUAUAUAAUUCUCCUCUUGUUUUUUUAUUUUAAGUUUAUAUAUUUUUAUAUUUAUUUCACAAUAUGUGAUUCAUUUUGGCAAUACAGUUUGAAGUAAUUUAUCAGGAGAGUAAAAUUUUGAUUACAUGGAUGCAUCCAUCACUAACAGUUUUCAAUCCUGUCCCGAGAAUACUAUGUUAUUUUCCAAGUUUCGAAGUGGGCAAAUGAUAGAUGAAAUAAUUUGAUAUUUUCUUUCAUUGUUUUAUGUUGAUUAUGUUAGUUAUUUGACUGCUAUUAAUGUUUCAAGCCAAUACGUUUCAGUUUAAUCAUAAUUUAAGGGUCAUAAAUUUCAACAUUAAUGGUCUCUUAUAUAAACAUUGAAUUAUCAAUAAAAGUCAUAUUCAUCAAUACAAAUAUUUGUAAUUGGGAUUGGACAUUUGUUUUUCAAUCUUGAAAGUGUACAUAUACUAGUAUUAUAUUAAAAAAGUAUUUGAAUAUGUCCAGAAACCAUAUGCAACAGAAUAGAAGUGUGAAUUAAUUUUGCCAAGAGUUUUAAUAAAUUGUUUGUUACCACUGCA
This is a messenger RNA of Lytechinus variegatus (green sea urchin), 6284 nucleotides long. RefSeq names its product SPARC-related modular calcium-binding protein 1-like. Gene Ontology annotation, cellular component: basement membrane. Lineage: Eukaryota; Metazoa; Echinodermata; Echinoidea; Temnopleuroida; Toxopneustidae. Gene Ontology annotation, biological process: extracellular matrix organization. The record is from RefSeq and is a predicted model, not a curated record. The transcript is spliced from 13 exons. Bases 481 to 2289 code for a protein of 602 amino acids. Gene Ontology annotation, molecular function: extracellular matrix binding; heparin binding; protein binding.